UGUAGUUUGACCUUUGCCGGCUUCUGUGACACCCGGAAGUGAUUGUGCGCAGAGAUCAGCGUGACAUUCACAGGCAGCUAUGGGUCUCCUGCGGGCAGCAUCUGUGAUCGGGUCCUGGUUACCCUCAGCCCGAGCUCAGCUGCCUCUGAACUUUUGCCGACAUUGCUCCUCUGGCGUAAUUCCCAAUGAAAGGAUUCGGAACAUCGGGAUCUCUGCCCACAUUGAUUCUGGCAAAACCACCGUGACCGAGCGUAUUCUCUACUACACUGGCCGGAUAGCGCAGAUGCACGAGGUGAAAGGUAAAGAUGGUGUUGGUGCUGUUAUGGAUUCAAUGGAAUUGGAGCGGCAGAGAGGAAUUACCAUUCAGUCUGCUGCAACCUACACCAUGUGGAAGAACACAAACAUCAACAUCAUUGACACACCAGGACACGUGGACUUCACAAUUGAAGUGGAAAGAGCUCUGAGAGUGUUGGAUGGAGCUGUACUUGUGGUGUGCGCUGUUGGUGGAGUUCAGUGUCAGACAAUGACGGUCAACAGGCAGAUGAAGCGAUAUAACGUCCCUUUCCUAACAUUCAUCAACAAGUGCGACAGAUUGGGGUCUAAUCCCGAUAGGGCAGUGCAGCAGCUAAGGUCUAAACUGAACCACAAUGCAUCAUUCAUCCAGCUUCCUAUUGGACUUGAGGGCAACUUCAGAGGAAUCAUCGACCUUGUGGAUGAACGUGCUAUUUAUUUUGAUGGGCAGUUUGGGCAGCAGAUACGCUAUGAGGAUAUUCCAGCCGAGUUCAGAGCUGAAGCAGCAGACAGACGCCAAGAGCUAAUAGAACAUGUGGCGAAUUCAGAUGAUAUUUUAGGGGAGAUGUUCCUGGAGGAAAAGAUCCCUUCUAUUACUGAUCUCAAGAUGGCUAUCCGCAGAGCCACCCUGAAGAGGAUGUUUACACCUGUACUGGUAGGGAGUGCGCUGAAAAACAAGGGUGUCCAACCCCUUCUAGAUGCAGUGCUAGAAUAUCUUCCAGACCCCUCAGAAGUUUCCAACUAUGCAAUUCUGAAUCAAGACAAUUCCGAGGAGCCUACCAAGAUUCUGAUGAGCCCCGCAAGAGAUGAUUCCCAUCCGUUUGUUGGACUUGCAUUCAAACUGGAAGCUGGUCGCUUUGGUCAACUUACAUAUAUCCGAGUGUAUCAGGGAAUGCUGAGAAAAGGUGACUACAUCUACAAUACAAGGACUGGCAAGAGAGUACGUGUACAGAGGCUGGUCCGGCUUCACGCAGAUUCAAUGGAGGAUGUGGAAGUAGGUUAUGCAGGAGACAUCUGUGCCUUGUUCGGUAUUGACUGUGCUAGCGGAGACACCUUUGCAAGCAAAGCCAGUGACCAUCUCUCAAUGGAAUCCAUCCACGUGCCAGACCCAGUCAUUUCUGUAGCGAUAAAGCCUGGUAACAAGAAUGAUAUGGACAAGUUUUCUAAGGGUAUCAAUCGAUUCACCCGAGAAGACCCAACCUUCAGAGUACAUUAUGAUACAGAAAGCAAAGAGACCAUUGUAUCCGGGAUGGGAGAACUGCACCUGGAGAUUUAUGCUCAGAGACUGGAAAGGGAAUAUGACUGUCCUUGUACUAUUGGAAAACCUAAAGUUGCCUUCCGAGAGACUGUUGCAAGACCUGUUCCGUUUGACUUCACUCAUAAGAAGCAGUCUGGAGGGGCUGGCCAAUAUGGUAAAGUCAUUGGGUGUAUCGAGCCGCUGGAAGCUGAAAACUACACAAAAUUGGAAUUCGACGACCGAACUGUAGGAACAAAUGUCCCCAAACAGUUUGUCCCUGCUGUGGAGAGGGGUUUCCGUGAUUCCUGUGAGAAAGGACCUCUGACUGGACACAAGAUUUCUGGGAUACGCUUUGUCCUGGAAGAUGGUGCUCAUCACAUUGUGGAUUCCAAUGAAAUCGCCUUCAUCAGGGCAGGAGAAGGAGCCUUAAAACAAGCUCUGGAGCAAGCAACGGUUACCAUUCUGGAACCAAUAAUGUCUGUCGAGGUUGUAGCACCCAAUGAGUUCCAAGGGGCUGUGAUUGCUGGCAUUAACCGAAGACAUGGAGUGAUUGAAGGUCAAGACGGAUCUGAGGAGUACUUCACGCUUUAUGCAAAUGUUCCUCUCAAUGAUAUGUUUGGCUAUGCAAGUGAGCUGCGAUCCUGUACAGAGGGAAAGGGUGAAUACACAAUGGAGUACCUCAAGUACCAGCCUUGCUCACCCAGUACCCAGGAAGAAUUGGUCAACAAAUAUCUGGAAGCUACAGGCCAACUUCCAGUGAAGAAGGGAAAGUACAAGAGCUGACCUCCUUUCUUCGAAUCCUCUUAAUAGACACUUGAGCCGUCCUGCUCAGAUUUUUAUUCUGUGUAAAGAUUCUCAUUUACUAUAUUUAUACUGUGUCCACAUGUACGUUUUGGCCCUUUCUGGGGUGUGGUACGGCAGACAAUGAAGAUUCAGAAGUGGUUUUUGUGAAACCCUUGGACAUUGAGGUUCUGUCACCUGCAAAUCCAGAGAGGAGCUGAUACAGGAGGAAGAUGCAAUGAUCAGUAUUGUGAAUCGGAAGGGACUUCAUUUUAUAUUUUCAGAAUGGUCAUCUGACUACUAACUGUGUCGAACCUCAUGGCUGGAUUGUUAUCUAAAUGGCCAUUUGUGCAGAGGGGUUUGUGUCACCAUCUCUAAAGCUUACUGUUUCUAUGGGUGUGUGAAGCUCUUCUACAUUCUAACAGAUGUCCACCAGGGAAUAAAUAAGCUAUACAUGUG
Molecule: messenger RNA, 2767 nt
Organism: Hyla sarda
Lineage: Eukaryota; Metazoa; Chordata; Amphibia; Anura; Hylidae
Gene: GFM1
Product: G elongation factor mitochondrial 1
Exons: 18
Coding region: 80-2311 (743 amino acids)
Biological process (GO): mitochondrial translational elongation
Cellular component (GO): mitochondrion
Molecular function (GO): GTPase activity; GTP binding; translation elongation factor activity
Source: RefSeq, a predicted model, not a curated record